This is a messenger RNA of Hibiscus syriacus, 766 nucleotides long. RefSeq names its product zinc-finger homeodomain protein 4-like. Gene Ontology annotation, biological process: regulation of DNA-templated transcription; regulation of developmental process. NCBI's taxonomy places the organism in Eukaryota, Viridiplantae, Streptophyta, Magnoliopsida, Malvales, Malvaceae. Bases 278 to 766 code for a protein of 162 amino acids. Gene Ontology annotation, molecular function: transcription cis-regulatory region binding; DNA-binding transcription factor activity. The record is from RefSeq and is a predicted model, not a curated record. The transcript has 2 exons. Gene Ontology annotation, cellular component: nucleus.
UCAAGGUGAUUUUGAGUUUGCUUCUUUCUCUUCUUUACCAGUUGACCUAUUAUGGACAUUUUAGUGGGUCACCCUUCUCUUUUGUCUCCUCUUCUUUAUUAAGCUUUUAUUAUUAUUAUUUUGUUAUGGGAUUUGAGCGUUCAUGAACACAAGGGUUUUCUGUUCUCAGACUCGGUGCCAAAGUACUUGAUAGGAUAUUGUUGUUUUCUAUUCUCAAAACUCCUAGGAAUUAGGGUUUGGUUAUCAUCCCUAAUUAAAUACAAUAAAUAACCUAGAAAUGGAACUUUCCUGUCCAGAAGGGGAGAUUCCAAUUCCUUUGAACAGUACAUAUGGUGGGGGACAUGGCCCUUCCAAUGGUUCUUCCUUCUUGUUCAUAGAAGACCAUGUGGUGCCCUACAAGAAACCGGUGAGGUACCGUGAGUGCCUGAAGAACCAUGCGGCCGCCAUGGGAGGAAACGCCACCGACGGGUGCGGCGAGUUCAUGCCGAGUGGCGAAGAGGGCACCAUCGAAGCACUGACUUGCUCCGCCUGUCACUGCCAUAGGAACUUCCACAGGAAAGAAGUAGAAGGCGAGCCCUCUUCGAAUGAUUAUUGUUUCCCGUUGCAAGGCAGGAAACUGCUCUUGGAUCACCACCACCACCACAAGAGUAUCCUACCACCUGAGGCUCUAGAGUACCCUACGGGUGCUCUAGAGUAUCCUAGGCACCGAGGACGGUCCGUAAACGAACUGAACGUUCAGCGAAUCGUUCGUGAACCGUUCGGCUAG